AUGAGUAUAGAAUUGUCCGAAGAGGUAUCGUUGUUGAGUCGUUCAGUCGAGAGUUGAAACGCCACAACUGCGUCGGUUGGUGAAUGCCUUUAACGAACGGCACAAUACAAUAUACGAUAGGUUUCAAUGACAACGCUCCUUCUGCGCAGAGCCAAUCAUAUACAAAACUUGCGCCAUCAAACAGUAUUCUCAAGUGACUAAUAAUAUAUAGUAAUAUACGUGCCAAAAUUAUUUCUACAAUUAUGUGAGUGAGCUCUGUGCACCUAUCAAGCAAAUACUGUACGUAGUAAAGCAUCAGUGACGUUCCGAAUCAGUGUACAUGUGUUCGUGUAAUUUGUAAGCCGACGACGACACACGCCAGGAGAGCAUUCAUUUGCUUCUGGCCGAGAUAAUUGUGAAGAAGCGCUUAUAUUUAUUUUAUUGCUUUAAAUAGUAUUAGAAAGCCUUCAAACUGUGGGGCUCAGGUGCAUUUUUCUUGCCGCCACAGGGGAUGUAUUAUCCCCAUGUGGUACAAGCGGGUAUGGGCGCCCCGUUUCCGGCGACACCACAAUUUCCACCAACACUUCCUGGUGGGGGUGGCGGAGGAGGCGGUGGUCCGGCAGGCGGCGGAGCUGCAGCGGCUGCGGCUGCAGCCGCCGUCGGUGCUGCCGCUAACGAACCUUUAUUAGGAGGGCAACAAAACGUUAAACAAGAUACGUCGGUAGCAGUUACGGUCGCUGGUCUAGUAAAACAUGAUUCACCUUCCACACCUGCAGCCUGUGCGGCUGCCGCAAUGCAAACGGCUGUUGCUCAGGCGCAAGCACAAGCUGCCGCUCAAGCGGCUGUCGCCGCAGCACAAGCUGCUGUUGCCGCCGCACAAGCCGAAUUCUCUCCCCAGCCAUCCCAGCAGCAAUCAUCACAACAGCAAACGAACGCACAACAGCAGCAACAACAAGCCGCGCAACAGCAGGCGGCUAUGAACGGGGCAAUCACUGAACAACAAAACAAUUCUUUAAACUACGUCCCAUCCGAGUCCGAUGUCGUGUUGCAGCAGAAUGAAGGUGAACUAGACGGUGUGGGCCCGGGUGCGCUGGUGCCCGUGCAACCUGGACAAGCCAAUGCAGAUAAGGGAGCCGCACAACCAAAACGACUACAUGUUUCAAAUAUACCAUUCAGGUUUCGAGAUCCGGAUUUAAGAGCCAUGUUUGGGCAAUUCGGUCCUAUUUUGGAUGUAGAAAUUAUUUUUAAUGAGCGAGGAUCCAAGGGAUUCGGUUUUGUAACUUUCGCAAAUAGUGGUGAUGCAGAGCGGGCACGGGAGCGACUCCACGGCACCGUGGUUGAGGGCAGAAAGAUAGAGGUAAACAAUGCCACAGCGCGAGUGCAGACUAAAAAGCCUCCAGCGAUGCCGAAUGAAGGGCAUCCUUCCACAGCGGCAUUGCGCUGGAGUCUUCCGACCGCCGGCGGUCCAGCUGAUUGCACAGCCGCGGCUGCAUUGCGCGGCGUUGCCAUUCAACGCGGCCGGGCAGCCCGAACCGCAUUUCCGACCGCAGCAGCAGCCGCUGCUUUUGCCGCGCGGCUACCUGCGCCGCUUUCGGCAUCUGCAGUUGCCGCCAACGCGUUACAUGGAUAUACCCCUGUUUACUAUGACCCUUUCCUGGCAGCACAUGCUGCAACGGCAGCGGAUCCCAAUUACAGGUUACAGGCCACAACCGCUCCACUGCUGAAAACACCCUUGAGUUCAACUCAACAAGCGACGUACGCUGCUGCUGCUGCUUCAUACAACAAUGCAGUGGCUGCACGCGCGGCUUAUGCCGGCGCGGCAGCUGCAGCUGCACAGCCAGUUGCUGGAUAUGCUGCAGUAGCCGCGGGAUAUGGCCGAGAAUAUGCUGAUCCCUACUUGGGUCAUAGUAUAGGACCUGUCGCAGGAUAUGGAGCAACCGUAUAUCGAAGUGGAUACAAUAGAUUUACUCCAUAUUGAAUAUAGUCUUUAUAUCUAAUUGAUAACCAUGACAUAUGUAGUAUGAGACGUAAUGUAAAGUACAGAGACUUUUUGUCUUCAGUCAUAAGAUUAGGAUUGAAUAAAAAUUUCCUAGUUUAAGAUUAAUUA
This is a messenger RNA of Ctenocephalides felis (cat flea), 2086 nucleotides long. It is a transcript of the gene Rbfox1, whose product is annotated as RNA binding protein fox-1 homolog 2. NCBI's taxonomy places the organism in Eukaryota, Metazoa, Arthropoda, Insecta, Siphonaptera, Pulicidae. The record is from RefSeq and is a predicted model, not a curated record. Gene Ontology annotation, cellular component: cytoplasm; nucleus. Gene Ontology annotation, molecular function: mRNA binding. Gene Ontology annotation, biological process: nervous system development; regulation of alternative mRNA splicing, via spliceosome. The transcript is spliced from 11 exons. Bases 491 to 1957 code for a protein of 488 amino acids.